Molecule: messenger RNA, 1860 nt
Organism: Lipotes vexillifer (Yangtze River dolphin)
Lineage: Eukaryota; Metazoa; Chordata; Mammalia; Artiodactyla; Lipotidae
Gene: SAMD14
Product: sterile alpha motif domain containing 14
Exons: 10
Coding region: 387-1640 (417 amino acids)
Biological process (GO): actin filament organization; neuron projection development; calcium-mediated signaling
Cellular component (GO): actin cytoskeleton; postsynaptic density; cytoplasm
Molecular function (GO): actin filament binding
Source: RefSeq, a predicted model, not a curated record
UCUCCUCUCCUCUCUCUCUCUCUCUCUCUUACACACACACACACUCUCGCACACACACGCACACACACACGCACGGAGCAUCCUCCCGUCAGGUCUCCUGGUCCAGCCCCUCCCGCCGUGCCUCCUGCUUCCUGCAAACCUUCGCCUUCUCUCUCCGAACUCCCCCACCCCCACCCCCACAUUCCCUCCGGCUCCAAGACCCCCCUCGCUGACCCCUACCCCUACUCCCGGGAUGGAGCGGAUGGAGCCAGCCCGGAGCCCCCCGAGGCCGGGGUGACUGUCCCCCGCCCCUCUCCCGCCUGGCCCCAGCCCCAAACACCAUGGGCCUGAGGGGUUUCUGAGGCGCCGGACGCUGAAGAUGACAGAUGCUGGAGCUCUCUUGAGUCAUGGCUUCUUCAAAGCUCCGAGAACCUGCGGAUGAGGUUUUCGACCUGGACUUGGCUGUGCCAGAGACCGUCAGACUGGACAGCAGUUUACACAAGGCCCGAGCCCAACUACUGGCCAAGGGCCGGAGACACAGGCCCUCCCGCUCGAGGCUUCGGGACAGUGCCAGCUCUGCAGAGGAUGGUGAAGGCUCCGAUGGGCCCGGAGGCAAGGUGACCGAUGGCUGCGGGAGCCCCCUGCACCGGCUGCGCUCACCUCUGCACUCGGGCCCGGGGUCCCCAGCCGGGAGCUCCUUCUGCCUGGAGCCUCCGGGGUUGCGGCGCAGCCUGGACGAGGACGAGCCGCCGCCCUCGCCGCUCGCACGCUACCGGCCCCUGCACAACGCCGCCUCGCACGAGGGCCUGGCCGCCGCCUCCUGCUCGCCGCCGCGCUCCGCGCCCUCGUCCGACAGCUCGCCCAGCUUCGUGCGCCGCCAUCCCCGCGCCGAGCCGCACAGCGAAGAUGACAGCCGGGAUGCCAGCCCACCUGAGCCCGCCAGCCCUACCAUUGGCCUGGAUAAGAAGACUCGCCGAAAGUUCCUGGACCUGGGGGUCACCUUACGCCGAGCAUCCACUAGCAAGAGCCGGAAGGAGAAGGGCAGCAACCGUCUGUCCAUGGGCAGCAGGGAGUCGGUGGAGGGGUCCGGCAGGUCAGGGGGCUCCCCGUUCCUGCCCUUUUCCUGGUUCACAGACAGUGGCAAGGGGUCGGCGUGUCCUGGCAGCACCACCUCCCCGGCCUGCUCCCCUAAACACGAGCGCUUCAGCCCUAAGAAGUCAGCUUCUCAGGAAUCCACUCUGAGUGAUGACUCCACACCCCCCAGCAGCAGCCCCAAGAUUCCAAGUGGUCCCCGGCAGGCGGCCAAGUGUUCCUACCCCUACCACACACUGUCCCAGUCUUCGGAUGAGUUUCUGGAUGAACCUCUCCCCACCAUCUACCACUGGACCAGUCAGCAGGUGGGCCAGUGGCUGCACAGCCUCAACCUGGAGCAGUAUGCCGCUGAGUUUGCUGCGAGGCAGGUGGAUGGGCCGCAGCUACUGCAGCUGGAUGGAAGCAAACUGAAGAGCCUGGGGCUCAGCAACUCACAUGACCGGGCGCUAGUGAAGCGGAAGUUGAAGGAGCUGGCAGCGGCCGCUGAGAAGGAGCGCAAGGCCCAGGAGAAGGCAGCGCGGCAGCGUGAGAAGCUCCGGCGCAGGGAGCAGGCGGCCAAGAGGAGCUAGGGAGACGGGCGGGCAGGCACCGGCACCUGGCGCGGGCAGCUGCUGGGCUCUGAGGGCACAGGCCGCCCGGGGAAGUGGGGCCUGGGCACCAGGCUUGGGCUGGCCUGGCCCCAUGCUCUCAGGAGGAACAGCCCUCUCACCCUGUCUUCUAUCUGGACCCAGAUUCCUCAGAAAGGGAGACCCCAGGGGGAGGACCCAGUAAUAAAUCCCAUUUCAAGGA